Aspergillus luchuensis is the source of this 1335-nucleotide messenger RNA. RefSeq names its product ubiquitin-conjugating enzyme E2. Lineage: Eukaryota; Fungi; Ascomycota; Eurotiomycetes; Eurotiales; Aspergillaceae. The coding region runs from base 1 to 1335 and encodes 444 amino acids. Gene Ontology annotation, cellular component: nucleus. The record is from RefSeq and is a predicted model, not a curated record. Gene Ontology annotation, molecular function: ubiquitin conjugating enzyme activity; cysteine-type endopeptidase inhibitor activity. The transcript is spliced from 9 exons. Gene Ontology annotation, biological process: negative regulation of apoptotic process.
AUGUCUGACCAGGCGAUCCUACGUAUUACCAGGGAAAUCAAGCAGAUUCAGCAAGGCGCAGACCACUCUCUCGCUGUACACUAUGAUGACUCUGAUAUCCGGAGUGUCCGCACUCUCAUUCUCGGCCCUCCAGAUACUCCCUAUCAGUUCGGCUUCUUUGAGUUUCUUGUCAAGUUCGGGAAAGACUACCCAGCCACAUCUCCGAAUGUCUGCGCCUUGACCACUAACGGUGGUCGAAGCCGCUUUAACCCCAACAUCUAUUCAUCUGGCCGGGUCUGCUUAUCGAUUUUGGGAACCUGGCGAGGUGAAAGUGGAGAGCAAUGGUCGUCUGCGCAGUGCUUAGAGUCUCUUCUUAUCUCGAUUCAGAGCUUAAUGUCGUCUAAUCCCUACGAAAACGAACCCGGGUAUGAAAGCUCACGGUCACCGAGCGAUAUAGAGAACAUGGAAGCCUACGUAUCCAAGAUACACCAUGAAACUCUCCGCCUCGCCGUUCUCGAGCCUCUUGAGGCAUCGCUCAACAUAACACUUGAAGGGAGUACGGACUCGCUAGCCGACCCAUCAUCUGAAAGCGAUGAUAAUAUCAUCUAUGAGGAUGGGAGGCCUUCUUUUGACCCGUUUGCGGAUUUUCGCAAAAGACGUUUCUUGUGGUAUUACGAGCCCUACAUGCAAUCUCUUGUUACUGCAGAGAAGAAACACUCCCGCAAAGCCAAAUUCCAGAGAAUGCCAUUUGAGGGCGACAACAAUAGUAUGGAUGGCCAUUUCGACUAUCCGGAGUUAAAACGGCGGAUGGCCGUGGUCAGAGAUGCCAUUUUUCGAGAAACACGCGGUUGGGCUGUCGAAGGACAGUUGGCCAAAAAGCAAGAAUUGGGUAUUGCAGCUAGCCUGCAACGACAGUACGAACAAAUUGUUGAAACCCUCAAGCAUCAGAACAACAUUACGGUUGAUCUAUAUCUUGACGAGGGGAACCCAUUCAUGUGGAGGCUCACAUAUUUUGGAAGACCAAUGACGCAACUGGAUGGCGGCAUGUUCAAGAUCCUGAUACAUCUGAGUCCGCGAUUCCCGGAAGAACAGCCCCGUGUGUUUCUGGAAGCCUCGUCUUUCUUUCAUAUCCGUGUGUCCAAGGAAGGAGUUUUAUGCUACGUUCCAAGGCGAACUGAGGAAAUGCGUUAUCACAUCGAGGGGAUAGUGGCAUCUCUAGAAGAAGAACACCCGCCGUAUGACCCACGAACUACUGUUAACCCCGAAGCAACCAAAUUAUUUUGGGGAACACCGGAAGAUCGAAGGAAGUAUAACCGAGAAUUGCGACGAUCAGUAGAAAGGACCGCCGAAACAUAA